AUGGAGAACUCCAGCUCCUCAACACUUCCACGAAAGAAGGCCAAGACUGGGGUGAAGAAAACUGGGGUAAAGAAGACGGGAAAGAAGUCCACUGGCAAGAAAAAGCCAACUUCGUCUACCAGUGCAGUUCACCUUGCCGCUCCUUAUAAUCCUUAUCCCGCGAACACUCAGUAUGCACCGAAUUAUGCGCCUCUUCCACAGACGGUGGUUAUUGAGAAACCAACGGUUGUCUCCUAUCUGCUGGCAAUCAGUCUCGGUCUUUAUAUUCUGACGAGCUGCGCCUGGACAAUGGCAGAUUACAACAACACCUACCUCGCUGAGCUCUCAACAAACGCGACCUACGAUAUCUCACUUCGGGUGGGCUACUUUGGAGGAUGUCUAUCAGUCACCGAUGCAGCUGCCGUCUCCUCUUCCGAUGGCAAUUCCUCCGCACAAACAUUCACCAACUGUGUCUCGAACAUGCGCCGAAAGGAUCUGGACGACCUAAGCGAAGAUCUUUGGGAGCACCUAGACCACGAAGUCUCUGGUGCUCAAUCCGACGUUCAAACUUUUCUGAACACCACCCUCCCACAAUUCAAACACCUCCAAAAUGAUGUCUUCUUCUGUGAGCCUCCUCUCGUUCAUGCCCUCCUAUUUUUCAUCUCGGGAAUUAUGCUCCUCGUUGCUCGUACGGGCACAUCCAAGAGGAAGUCGUACAAGGCAAUGUUAGUGAUCGCAAUCACUUUCAGUGCCUUCUCGCUUGCCCUCGCUCUAGUGACCGUUCUCGGUACUCUACAGGGCAUGAAUGCGUUGCUUGACACUUCUUCAUCUGGGGAGCAAAGAGAUCUUGGUGAUUCCUUGUAUAUAUCCCGUGGCAAAAGAAUGCUGGGGUACCAGGGAGCUCUUACUGGUAUUGUCGGUGUAUUCUAUAUCUCGAUGGGGGUGCUCUUUGUGCAGCGGACGCCAGAGGGAGCGGCUGGUACUGAAAAUGGAGGCUAUGAGUUCAAAGAGCCUCCAUAA
This is a messenger RNA of Penicillium psychrosexuale, 999 nucleotides long. RefSeq lists its product as uncharacterized. The transcript has 5 exons. The coding region runs from base 1 to 999 and encodes 332 amino acids. NCBI's taxonomy places the organism in Eukaryota, Fungi, Ascomycota, Eurotiomycetes, Eurotiales, Aspergillaceae. The record is from RefSeq and is a predicted model, not a curated record.